CUCGCCCCUGCUCAGCCACUUGCUCUGUUGCUGGCGCACAUUUGUAAGAAGGUACCUGGCCACACACCUGUGCAGAGCCAGCAGCAGGCCCGCCCAGUGGAGGAAUGGCGGGCCCCCAGCUGCCUCGGUUUCUGCUUCUGGCUCUGGUGCUGCUAUUGAAAAUUGACGGGAAUUCCUUUACUACCACUGACACCUCUACAGGCUGGAGUGCAUCUUCCCCCAACUCAGGAAAGGAGUCCUCUUCUGUGUCCUUGGCCCCCACUGACAUGACCUCGGAGGACUCUUCCGUGUCCUUGGCCCCCACUGACAUGACCUCGGAGGACUCUUUCGUGUCCUUGGCCCCCACUGACAUGACCUCGGAGGCCUCUUCCAUGUCCUUGGCCCCCACUGACAUGACCUCGGAGGACUCUUCUGUGUCCUUGGCCCCCACUGACAUGACCUCGGAGGACUCUUCCGUGUCCUUGGCCCCCACUGACAAGACCUCGGAGGACUCUUCCGUGUCGUUGGCCCCCACUGACAAGACCUCGGAGGACUCUUUCGUGUCGUUGGCCCCCACUGACAAGACCUUGGAGGCCUCUUCCGUGUCAUUGGCCCCCACUGACAAGAUCCUGGAAGCCUCUUCCAUGUCUUUGGUGCCCACUGUCAAGACUUCUGAGCCUCCUGGCCCAGGUGACAUUGUGGUCCCUGAGUUACACAGGAACCCAGGUGUAGUGGUGAUCGUGUGUUUGUUGGUGUCUAUUUUACUCAUCGGGUCGGUGAUCAUGGCUGUGAGGUGCUGCCAUCAGAGAAAGCCUGAGUUUCAGAAGCUAGAAGAGGUGUCCAUGGUGAGGGAUCCGUGAGUGCAAGAUCAUCCUUUGCCCACCCAUCACCCAAUGGAGUGAACCCACCAUGAGGGGCUGACAGAGAUGGAGGCUUGAAUGGGGCUAGAGCCCCUGGCGGGGGGAAGAGCCUGAGGAAAUAAAAUUUCUAGUAUUCA
Messenger RNA from Nycticebus coucang (slow loris), 976 nucleotides. RefSeq names its product melanoma-associated antigen E1 (gene CIST1). Lineage: Eukaryota; Metazoa; Chordata; Mammalia; Primates; Lorisidae. Bases 105 to 839 code for a protein of 244 amino acids. The transcript has 4 exons. The record is from RefSeq and is a predicted model, not a curated record.